CCUCGUUGAUCUCCAUCUCGCUCUCUCCUUGCCGGUCACUUCUCUCUCCCCUCCCCCCUACCCCCCCCGCUCUCCUCUCCCAAAAUGAGCGCCACCCAGAACGUUGUCCGCUACUCGGCCCUCAUUGUCGGUGUCCUCUACGGCUUCUCGCACGCCUCGACCCUCCAGAAGAAGGCCGACGCCGACUACAUCAAGCACGCUUCGGAGCGCAGGGAAAAGCUCAUCGAGGAGGCCAGGAAAGCCUACGCCCAGAAGAAGGCCGACGACUCGAAGCCCAAGUCGGACCUCAUCACCGACCCCGAGGACCCCAAGUUCGACCUCGAGAAGCUCUUCGCGUCGUGGGAGAAGGCAUAAGCUGGUAUAUAGAUCACACCCUGCCAUGGGAAAUGCAAUGGCUCUAUCUGGACGGGGUGGACAGGGUGUGGCGCCGUUGAGCAGCAAAGCACCUGCACAUUAUCCAUGUCUGCUGUUGUCUGUAGGCUUGGUUUGCAGCACAAGAUGAUGCACUGAAGUCGUGAG
Molecule: messenger RNA, 519 nt
Organism: Vanrija pseudolonga
Lineage: Eukaryota; Fungi; Basidiomycota; Tremellomycetes; Trichosporonales; Trichosporonaceae
Gene: TIM11
Product: ATP synthase subunit e, mitochondrial
Exons: 4
Coding region: 85-354 (89 amino acids)
Biological process (GO): proton motive force-driven ATP synthesis
Molecular function (GO): proton transmembrane transporter activity
Source: RefSeq, a predicted model, not a curated record